Messenger RNA from Arabidopsis thaliana (thale cress), 1037 nucleotides. RefSeq names its product cystatin-1 (gene CYS1). The transcript is spliced from 3 exons. Gene Ontology annotation, molecular function: cysteine-type endopeptidase inhibitor activity. The coding region runs from base 123 to 428 and encodes 101 amino acids. The record is from RefSeq and is marked reviewed. NCBI's taxonomy places the organism in Eukaryota, Viridiplantae, Streptophyta, Magnoliopsida, Brassicales, Brassicaceae.
CUUGAAGGGAAAGAAAAAAACGCGCUUUAAUCUCUAUAUAUAACAAUAACACUUUGGGUUUUAGACUUUAGAUACGAAUCAAAAACAUUUGAGAUAAAAAUCAGAAAAGUAAAGAGACGAAAAUGGCGGAUCAACAAGCAGGAACAAUCGUCGGAGGAGUUCGCGAUAUUGAUGCAAAUGCUAAUGAUCUUCAAGUCGAGAGUCUCGCUCGUUUCGCUGUCGAUGAGCAUAACAAGAACGAGAACUUGACUCUGGAGUACAAGAGGCUCCUUGGUGCGAAAACACAGGUUGUGGCAGGAACAAUGCACCAUCUAACUGUGGAGGUGGCUGAUGGUGAGACCAAUAAGGUCUAUGAGGCCAAGGUUUUGGAGAAAGCUUGGGAGAAUCUCAAGCAGUUGGAGAGUUUCAACCACCUUCACGAUGUUUAAUCCGAUGCCCUGAGCUUUCUCUGCGGCUUGAGUGAGGUCCUUGUGUGCUCUCAGACCACGUGAUAAGAGUUCUGGUUUAACCAAGUUAACUUCUUUAAUAAGUGAAAUCCAGUCCCAUGUGUUUGAACUGGUAUUGUGUGUAUCUCUUGACUCUCGUUUGUGUAUUGCUAUUAGCAAACUCUCACUUUUUAUCUAUCUGCUUUGAUUUUACAAAACUUCAUGAUGAAGAUACAAACCAUGAGUAAAAGCUAAAGGUGAUGAGUAUCUCUAUCCCAUUUCAAAAUCAUCUUGAAAACAUCAGAUGUUCACCUUGGUAGUUCAGGUAUAUCUCAUAGUAUCAGAAAAUUGAUUCAAGAUGUAAACUUAGGUAAAUUUGGAUCAUUGUCGGGUUUUGAAAUGAUAUCGGUCUGUGUCGUUGAAAGUUUACAGUCAGUUGAUCUGGUCAUCUCCAUCAUCCUGUCUUUCUGCGGCAAACUCUACUCAUGCUUGGUUCAUGUUGCUAGGCUAGUAGGCUUCCUGCAUCCAACUGGUCUCUUUUUACUCAAUAUUUAGGCUGAGAGUGUUGUCUUCCGCACCCUUCCACCAUGAGUACCACCAUAAUUUGAUAAG